Suillus subalutaceus is the source of this 1623-nucleotide messenger RNA. RefSeq lists its product as uncharacterized. Lineage: Eukaryota; Fungi; Basidiomycota; Agaricomycetes; Boletales; Suillaceae. The record is from RefSeq and is a predicted model, not a curated record. Bases 1 to 1623 code for a protein of 540 amino acids. The transcript has 11 exons.
AUGUCCCAGACUGGCCCACAAGUGAGCCACCUGCACCAUGAGCCCAUUGGUCUUUGUAUACCUUGCACGAAGCCAGGGUGCAACUGUUGGUUUAAGAAUUGGUUGGGGCACACGCAGCAUAUGAAUGUGAAGCACCCCAUGUUCCUACACCAACCUGGAUCGGCUCAGCCACGCAGGCCUCAUUUGCCAGGUUCUGGGCUGCCUGAUACUACCAAUUUGGGUGAUACUGGUGCUAUGGACUUUGGUGAUGCUGGUGAUGUGAUUUCUGAGGAUCCUGACACGCAUGGUUCAAUGUUCGUGCCCGUGAUUCUUGGAAGUGAUAAAACGACUGUUUCGGUCGCAACAGGACAAAAUGACUACUAUCCUCUCUACGCAUCUAUUGGAAACAUUCAGAACAAUGGUUUCUCGCAAUGCCCAAAAAGCCUGAAGCCUGGCAUGACAACACCUGAGGUUGCGCGUUUUGGGGAUGGGCACUAUCACCACAUCAUCUAUGGACUCGGGCCUUAUAUUGCAGACUAUGAAGAGCAAGUAUUACUUGCAUGCAUAGUUCAAAGGUGGUGUGCUAAGUGUCUUUCGCAUUGCAAGGCCCUUGAUGAGACCACGCUCCUAUGCUCAAGACUUCAUGUGAAUGCGCUCAUCGAGGAGUGCGACUUUGAUACCUUGUGGGCAGAGUAUGGUUUAGUUGCCAUCCUCGUGCCAUUUACAAAUGAUUUCCCCCGUGCCAACAUCCAUGAGUUACUCGCACCUGACCUUCUCCAUCAAAUUAUAAAGGGGUCAUUUAAGGAUCAUUUAGUUGAAUGGGUCAAGAGAUACCUCUUGCAGGAGCACGGAAAGACACAGGCUAACAUCAUUCUAGAUGAUAUUGACCGACAGAUCGCAGUGGUUCCUCCUUUUCCCAGCCUGUGUCGGUUUCCGCAAGGACGCCACUUCAAACAAUGGACUGGCGAUGAUUCAAAGGCCCUCAUGAGGGUGUACCUGCCAGCAAUUGAGGGUUAUGUCCCUGAAGAUGUUGUAGAUUUCUGCACUCGCAGAAUGCUCUCAGAACUGUCAGCAGAUGUACCUGCACAGGCUGAGCUUACCAGUGCAGAAGAGUAUAAUCUAAACCAACAGGAGUCACCCAUUGUGCACCAAACUGUCAGCAUACUUGACAUUGAUGUUAUCGCUGACUCCAAAGAUAUUGACGCACCAACUUCAGUACUCGUACAUGUUCAACUAGCCCGAACAUCUCAUAAUCUCAAUACACUAUGUACAGAAGGGGAAAAGCACACCCAGACCAUUCCUGCACUAGCCGAUGAACUCGCCAUCCCACACUUACCUGACCUUGUUCGAGAUUUCCUUGUUGAGCAACUGUAUCCAGAAACGCACCUUGCGGAGAUCUUUGAAAACAUCAUGGACUGCCCUUGUUAUGAAGGAAGGAUCUGGGUGUUCAAUUCCGCAGUGUCGACAUUCUUUGCACCAAGCGAUUUGAGUGGCAUGGGUGUAGGGAUGGACGGGGGUAAACCCAUGUAUUGGAGGUCCUACCCACACCCCUACCCACAAGGGGUACAUACCCUCCAUGAGGGGUAUGGUACCCCUGAGGGUUAUACCCUUGGUACCCUUGAUAAUAUUCUUCCUCUUUGUUGA